This is a messenger RNA of Papilio polytes (common Mormon), 2292 nucleotides long. RefSeq lists its product as uncharacterized. The record is from RefSeq and is a predicted model, not a curated record. Gene Ontology annotation, biological process: proteolysis. Lineage: Eukaryota; Metazoa; Arthropoda; Insecta; Lepidoptera; Papilionidae. Gene Ontology annotation, molecular function: serine-type endopeptidase activity.
GGAGUGGUGGCAGUCAUUCGGACGCAAACAGAGCGUCGGUGAAGUGGUGAAAACGACUUAAAACAAGUUGUUAUUUAUUAGUGAUCAAAAGGAAGAAGUGUAAGAAAAUAACAUGCGGUGGUCUUUAUCAAGUUGUUUACUGCUAUCAAUAACAAUAGCGGGUGUAGCAGCAGAAUGGUCCUGGGGAAACGAGAAAAAGACCGAAGUUGAACAGCAAAAAGAUAAAUCGACUGAAUUAUUAGAAGGAGAGCAUUUCACUGUAGCUCAGGAGAAAAGUCUAGAAACUAAUGAGACUGUACUCGACGGAAUUGUUGAUGAACUAAUUAAUGGCAAACAAGGCAGAAGUUUGGGAGGUUUCGAUGAAGUGUACGGCGAUCCUACAAUAAAAGAAGCACUUGAUGCGGGAGAUGAUACUGAAGCGAGAAAUCUGAUCAAAGAUCGCCUUUGUACUUUAGGACUCAUCCAGUGCGAAGAAGGCGAAACUCAAGAAAAACGUACCUAUGUGUCUCCUGACGAUCUCAUUUACGCUCAGCCCGUGGACAUUAAGCCUAUCGGUAAACCGGUUGCUUCUAUUCCAAUCCGUGGACCUCCAAGAGCAUAUGGUCCGCCAAAACCGAUGCCAUACCCUUCUCGUCCACAAAAGCUGCCGCCCAAAAGAAUCGGAUACGGAGGCAACAUACGUCCAGGGUUUUCGGAUAAAUAUGGCGUUUCCGGCAACAAUUACCAAUUUUCUCAAAGCAGCGGUGUAUAUAACGCGCAUGAGAGUAAUUACGUAACAAAGCCACCAAUAUACGCUAAUGAAGGACCUUAUGCUUUCGAGAAUUCUAAGCCUACUUACAAUAAACUACCUGCUAACGUCCAGACUGGAGUCAAAACAGAUAUCGUGCAACAACACGUUCACCAUCAUUACGUUCACAGCGAUGCUGAGAAAGAUCCUAAAGUUAUCAUUAAACCAGUAGCAAUACCAGUCGGAUCUGUUGGACAUUUAGGAUCGCAAAAUUUUGCACAUGAGUCAUCUGACGUUAUAACAGCAUCCGGUGGUGACUACAGUUCAAUCACAUCAGGAGGCUUCAAGCCUAUGACAGGAAACUAUCCAUUGUACACUAAACCAGUGUACGAACCAGACACCGUUUAUGGCUCUCAGUUUGGUCAUACCAAUGUCAAUAAGGGAAGCGCCAAUAUAGCAUCGCAAUCUUUACCUAAUCAAUAUCAAAACAAUGUCUUCGAUGAUCAAAAGUAUAGCAACUCCUUGGGAAGUUACGCAUCUCAAAAUACAGAAUUUUACAAGAAAGAACUUAACGUGGGAUCCGCUAACAGUUUAUACAAUCAAGGUCCAGCAACAUUUGGUCAAAUCAAUCAACAAAAUUAUCAACAAAGUUACCAUGAGCCAAAAGCUCAAGGAUUCGACUGCGUUUGUGUGAACUUUGACCAAUGCCCCAGUCAAGAAAUUAUUGGCCGCAGGGACGACUUAUACUUACCCAUCGAUCCUCGUAAUAAAGGCAGCGAAAUCGCAGCACUUACUGAAGAACAACUGGACAAUCUAAACGCAACUGUGUCUUCUGAUUUAGAAAUCGACACACAAAAUCAAACUGUCAAAAGCUUAAGCAAACGAGAAGCGGCAACAGAUAAACAGGAUGACGCUGACAAGGAAGCUGAACCACGUCAGGGAUACUUCGGACGUCCCAAUCCUCAACGAUGCCAACAGAAUCAAGUGUGCUGUCGCCGACCACUGCGCCCGCAGGCGUCAAACCGUGGCCAGUGCGGCAUCCGACACUCCCAAGGCAUCAAUGGAAGAAUCAAGACUCCCUCAUACAUCGAUGGCGACAGUGAAUUCGGAGAAUACCCGUGGCAGGCGGCUAUACUAAAAAAGGACCCGAAAGAAUCAGUAUACGUUUGUGGUGGUACCCUCAUUGACGGACUUCACAUUGUGACCGCUGCUCAUUGCGUUAAAUCAUACAAAGGUUUCGAGCUUAGAGUGAGGUUGGGUGAAUGGGACGUGAACCACGAUGGGCGUCGUGUCGUGGGGUAUUGGCUGCGGCCAACCCGGCGUGCCCGGCGUCUACGUCAAGGUCGCACACUAUCUGGACUGGAUCUCCCAAGUCACUGGAAAAUUCUCCAAUUACUAAGUGAUCAUAAAUAGUAUUUAUUACCUUUGAUUUAGAUGUUAGCCUUAUUUAAUAAAUAUUCUUAAUUUAUUAUUUAACUUUGGGCGGUAAUGCUCAGAGAAUACGAGUAAUCGCAUAUGCAGAUUUUUGUAAAUUAAACCACUUAAAUAUAAUUUUUGAUAAAAUA